AUGGAGGGAAAGUUCGGAGGUGUUCGAGGACACACUAUGGAGGGAAAGGUCGGAGGUGUUCGAGGACACACUAUGGAGGGAAAGGUCGGAGGUGUUCGAGGACACACUAUGGAGGGAAAGGUCGAAGGUGUUCGAGGACACACUAUGGAGGGGAAGGUCGUAGGUGUCCGAGGACACACUAUGGAGGGAAAGGUCGGAGGUGUUCGAGGACACACUAUGGAGGGUAAGGUCGGAGGUGUUCGAGGACACACUAUGGAGGGAAAGGUCGGAGGUGUUCGAGGACACACUAUGGAGGGGAAGGUCGGAGGUGUUCGAGGACACACUAUGGAGGGUAAGGUCGGAGGUGUCCGAGGACACACUAUGGAGGGAAAGGUCGGAGGUGUUCGAGGACACACUAUGGAGGGUAAGGACGGAGGUGAUCGAGGACACACUAUGGAGGGUAAGGACGGGGGUAGUUCGAGUACACAGUAUGGAGGGAAAGGUCGGAGGUGUUCGAGGACACACUAUGGAGGGAAAGGUCGGAGGUGUUCGAGGACACACUAUGGAGGGUAA
Messenger RNA from Ylistrum balloti, 552 nucleotides. RefSeq names its product PE-PGRS family protein PE_PGRS16-like. The record is from RefSeq and is a predicted model, not a curated record. The coding region runs from base 1 to 552 and encodes 183 amino acids. The transcript has a single exon. NCBI's taxonomy places the organism in Eukaryota, Metazoa, Mollusca, Bivalvia, Pectinida, Pectinidae.